This is a messenger RNA of Adineta ricciae, 1146 nucleotides long. Lineage: Eukaryota; Metazoa; Rotifera; Eurotatoria; Adinetida; Adinetidae. The record is from the annotation of a GenBank genome assembly.
AUGAUCAAUAUUAAAUGCUGGAAAAUGCAAUGUUACAAAUACGAACAAAUCGAAGAAGAUCAGUGUGACUCACGAAAUAAUGAUUGCGUGAAUGAUCUCCGACGAAACGCUGCAUUGGUAGUGAUCAAUUCACUUUUUCAUGACAUAUUCGACCACUUUCAAAUCAUGAACACACCAAAUAAUCAUCAUACACUUGUUUCAUCUUCUCCGACAAAUCCUUCCUGGCGUCUAACAACUCCUACACCGACGGUUGUUUCGCUUAUAAAUGAAUAUUCACCGACAAUUUACAUGGCAUCUCAACCAUCAUCAUCAACAACAACAGCAACAACAACGACAACUCUUAUUCGUCAAUCUUUACACACAGUACGUCAGGUAUCUCCAGCAUGUAUAUUAAUCAAUAAUAGUAAUACGACAAUAACUGGUCAAGUUCCGUCGAUCUCAUCAUCAUCAUCCGUGAAUAUUUCAAAUUUGCAAUCAAGUGUUUGUAUUGAUACGUCUAGUCUCGGACGACUAGCGACGCCAGCUAUAUCUGAACCAGUAGAAGAAAAGACAUCUUCGGCAAUUACUGAUGUUGAUGCGCCGAAUAAUUCUCAAGAUCCAGAAAUAGAAUUAUUUGUAAAUAAUAUCGUUUGUACAUUUGCACUUGGUUGUAAGUUAAAUCUCCGAAAGAUAGCUAUGGAAGCUGCAAAUGUUAUCUAUAACCGUGGCCAUGCUAUGGUUUUGAUGAAAAUCCGCAAACCAUAUUGUUCAGCUAACGUCUGGUCAUCAGGCAAAGUGACAGUAACAGGAACAACGAGUGAGGAUGAUGCUCAACGUGCCGCCCGACGGGUUGCUCGAUGUCUACAACGGCUUGGAUUCAAGACAAAAUUUCGAAAUUAUCGAAUUGUUAAUUGUCUCGCAACAUGUUCGAUGCCAUGGCAGAUUGAUAUUGUUAAAUUGAGUCAAAUGUACCCCGAAUGUGUCAGUUAUGAACCCGAAAUUCAUCCGGGUGCUACAGUCAGAUUGAACGAUAAAGCAGUUCUUAAAGUUUUCACUACUGGUAGUGUAACAUUGACAGCACCGUCCGUCGAACGUAUCAAUACAGCAAUAAAUGAAUUCUAUCCUCAAUUAUUCGAAUGUCGAAGACCGAGUCUUAAAAAUGAAUAA